Wyeomyia smithii (pitcher-plant mosquito) is the source of this 1149-nucleotide messenger RNA. RefSeq lists its product as uncharacterized. The record is from RefSeq and is a predicted model, not a curated record. Bases 1 to 1149 code for a protein of 382 amino acids. The transcript has 4 exons. Lineage: Eukaryota; Metazoa; Arthropoda; Insecta; Diptera; Culicidae.
AUGACCGUCUUUUGCUUUUCUGCCUGCGAAGCUACUACUACGGAAAGUACUGAGGUAGGAAGCUUUCAUCGGUACAGUUUGAGUCAAGCUUUCGGUGGCAAGGAGGAUGGGGAGCAGGACCACAAAAAGGCUCGAAUUGCCCCUUCACUCGUUCCGAUUAGGAACGCUGCCUUCGCUGUACGUCGCCCACCAACUGCAGAUUCCACUUGCCCGAUAAGGAUUAUAAUGUCAUUGUCAUGCUCUAGCUCUAGCUCUAGCUUUAGCUCUAGUUCUAGCUCGAGCUCUAGCUCUAGCUCUAGCUCUAGCUCUAGCUCGAGCUCUAGCUCUAGCUCUAGCUCUAGCUCUAGCUCUAGCUCUAGCUCUAGCUCUAACUCUAGCUCUAGCUCUAGCUCUAGCUCUAGCUCUAGCUCUAGCUCUAGCUCUAGCUCUAGCUCUAGCUCUAGCUCUAGCUCUAGCUCUAGCUCUAGCUCUAGCUCUAGCUCUAGCUCUAGCUCUAUCUCUAUCUCUAGCUCUAGCUCUAGCUCUAGCUUUAGCUGUAGCUGUAGCGCUAGCUCUAGCUUUAGCUCUAGCUCUAGCGCUAGCUCUAGGUCUUGCUCUAGCUCUAGCUCUAGCUCUAGCUCUAGCUCUAGCUCUAGCUCUAGCUCUAGCUCUAACUCUAGCUCUAGCUCUAGCUCUAGCUCUAGCUCUAGCUCCAGCUCUAGCUCUAGCUCUAGCUCUAGCUCUUGCUCAAGCUCUAGCUCUAGCUCUUGCUCUAUCUCUAACUCUAGCUCUAGCUUGAGCUGUAGCUCUAGCUCUGGCUCUAGCUCUAGCACUAGCUCUAGCUCUAGAUAUUGGAUAAUAAAGGACCAGCAAGGAGGACUAUUUCGAGCCAUUAACACACGCAGGCUUUACGUGAACAAUAUUCGUAAAGACUACACACCGGGUCUAGAUAAAUGUGAGGAUGUGAAGAGAAACUUGAUCAUAAGCGUGCGCGAUGUGGUUAACAAGUGGAAGCAGCUUUUUGAUGAGUACCUCAAUAGCGGUGCAACGGAAGAAGGUCGAGAGGAAGUUGACUUUGGAAGUUAUUCAAUUAAAACCACUACCGCCUGCGCCACUGGCACUGCGGAGAGCUACUCGUCUUAUCGGAGAAACCCGUCCCGGUUCCGGUAG